CGGGAGGAGCAGGAGGAGGAGGAGCAGCAGCAGGAGGAGGAGGGGGAGGAUUGGAGACGGAAGGAAGGGCGGCAUAUACCACCGGCUCUGGAGGGGGAGCAGAGGCCAGGGAAGGGAAUGCAGGAGGGUUAAGCGAGACACAACUACAAAGCCCACACAAGCCUAAGAUCGUUCUACCUUCCAGCAGUCCCUAUUCCAGCCCUUACGCCAGCCCCUUUGCCAGCCCACGCAAGGGAUCCCCGUUAGUAGGCUCCCCGUUACUAUCCCCCUCCAGGCCGGCCCAUGCUAACUCCCGAACCGGAUUCAUAACCCCUGGGGCUAUGACCCCUGGGGGGGGGAGCCUGGCAGUUAGCCCCGGUACCGUGGCUGCGCAGCAGGAUCGGGACCAGGCCAAGCUGGCGGAAAUCCAGAACAUGUUUGCCAACUGGAAUCACGGAACGCCCGUCCCGUCCCCCAGGGCUGGAGCCUCGGCUCGGGCCGAAGCUGGCUUCCCGCUUCGGACGCCCCAGCCUAGCGACUACUACCGAAUCGAUGGGGAGAAAAUGGAGGGGGAGGGGGGGAAGGAGAGGAGGGAGCAGCAGAGGCUCUGGGGCCUACUCGUGCUAAUGUGCUGGGGAAACCAUAUGAGGAUAUUAGCGGGAGGUACAGGCUUGCUGAAAAGGAGCUAGGGAGAGGGAACUUCGGUGUGAUCCACGUGGCGGAGAACCUGCAGACUGGGGAGAUGUGUGCUUGCAAGAGCAUUACAAAGGCCAAGUUCGAGUGCUGGGACGAUGUGGAGGACGUGAGGCGGGAGGUGAGCGUGCUGGAGAUGCUGAGGAACCACCCGUUCGUGGUGUCCAUCAUAGAGACAGUGGAAGACGAUAAGGAGGUCCACAUCAUCAUGGAGCUGUGCAACGGAGGGGAACUCUUUGACAGGAUUCUCGACCGCAAGUACUACGGGGAGAGGCAGGCCGCACGGGUGAUCCGGUCGGUGGUGGAGGUGCUUGACUUCUGCCACUCCCGGGGCAUUGUGCACCGGGACUUAAAGCCCGAGAACAUUCUGUUGGUGUCCAAGCGGAGCGACACGAGGGUCAAAGUGAUCGAUUUCGGCAUGGCGUACUGCCUCAAGCCAGGCGAGCGCUGCAAGCUGAGAGCUGGAACCCCCAACUACAUCGCCCCUGAAGUCAUCGCCAAGAAUUACGGAGCAGAAGCGGACAUCUGGAGCGCGGGGGUGAUUCUCUACGUGCUGCUGUGCGGGCUGCCGCCCUUCUGGGGCGACACCACAGAGGAUGUGUUCAAGAGCAUCUUGUGGCAGGAGCUGGAUUUCGACACGGAGCCGUGGCCCGUGGUCAGCACGGCUGCCAAGGAUUUGGUUCGACGCAUGCUGUGCCGGAAAUACGAGCGGAGAAUCACUAUUGCCGAGAUUCUGAAGCAUCCCUGGAUCAAGGCACUCACAUAACGGAUCCAGGGAUCAAGGCAGUCAGCCUUGAUGGAGUUUCUAAGGAUCCUUGAGGGUGGGUCCAAGGGGGUGUGGCCGUGCACUCAAGUGCUGAGGAUGUCUUUUUUUGAGGCGCCUCAAAAACGAUUUUUGAGGCGCCUCAAAAACUUGAGGGUGGGUCCAAGGGAGUGUGGCUGUGCACCCAAGUGCUGAGGAUGUCGGAAUGGGCAAGGGAGAGGGGUGGGGGAAAGGGAGGCAAGUUGUAUUUUGAGUCGACUCAAAAUACAAUCGGAAUGGGCAAGGGAGAGGGGUGGGGGAAAGGGAGGCAAGUGAAGUGAGGAGAUGUAUGGAGGAGUGGGAGGACGAAUAAGGAGUGGAGCGGAGGUUUACAGGGGCAGAGGUAGCAGGGGCGGAGGUAAUAGCAGGGGCGGAGGUAAUAGCAGGGGCGGAGGUAAUAGCAGGGGCGGAGGUAAUAGCAGGGGCGGAGGUAAUAGCAGGGGCGGAGGUAGCAGGGGCGGAGGUAAUAGCAGGGGCGGAGGUAGCAGGGGCGGAGGUAAUAGCAGGGGCGGAGGUAGCAGGGGCGGAGGUAAUAGCAGGGGCGGAGGGCAAAUGGGGGGGUGAGGAUGGAGGAGGCGGCAUGUUGCUACCAUUCUUUUGUUGUGUGUUGAAGUCAAUUCAUGGAGGCGGAGUGCUGUUAGCUGGAGUACCAGCAGCACUACCAAGGCAGCUAAGCAGGGCAGCAGCACCAGCAACGCCAGCUAAGCAGCAGCACCAGCAACGCCAGCUAAGCAGCAGCACCACCAGCAACGCCAGCUAAGCAGCAGCACUAACAUCAUUGGCAGCAGUUACAGGGGCAGCAGCAGCUGCUGCAACGUGAGCAGAAGAGGCAGCAGGAGGGUGAGCAGGGAGAGCGAGUGGGGGCAGCAGGCUUCCUGCUCCCCCAAGGCUUCCUGCUCCUUCUGCUCCCCCAAGGCUUUGUGCUCUGGGGGAGGAUGAUGGAUAAUUGAUCGAUGCAUCCUUUGCUGACUUGGACGAGAGGCAGUGAUUGCGGGCAGCAACAGCAGGAGCAGCAACAGCAGGAGCAGCAGGAGCGCUGUAAGUGGGUGCAGGAGGAGACAAAAACGGCAGCAGCAGAAGCAACAGAAGCACCAUGAGGUGCAGCUAUUCGCCCCCCAUGCGUUCAGGAGGAGCAAUUGAACUAAAUGCAGUCAUCGAAAGCAAACCAGCCCAUUGCGGGAAAGCGGGUUUCACACCGCCACUGGAGUGGCGGUGCCGGCAGAGCUUCAAGCUUCAGUACGGGCUAAAGACUGAAGACUGAGGGCUGAAGACUGAGGCCUUCAAAUUCUCCAUAUCAUCUGCCAUGUCAUGUGCCGUGUCAUUUGCACCACACUCUGCUUACCCACUUCCCAGACUAAUCCUUCUGUGUGUGUGAAUCUGUUUUCUUGGCCCAUCAUUUCCAUUAUGGCAUGCUUCUAGCAAUUCACCACUCCCUCUUGCACCUCAUUUUCUAACUUUAAGCACCUCUUUUUUUUGUCUGUAUGUCCAUUCUGUAGACAUGUACCUUUUUUACACUUCCAAUUGCUGUAAUUUAGUUGUUACGUCUUUCUAUACUAAAUCCAAAUAUUUAUG
Molecule: messenger RNA, 3046 nt
Organism: Closterium sp. NIES-67
Lineage: Eukaryota; Viridiplantae; Streptophyta; Zygnematophyceae; Desmidiales; Closteriaceae
Source: the annotation of a GenBank genome assembly